UGAGCAUCGAGUUUUCAGUAAUGCGGUAGAGAGUUCCUAAACACUCCAUCGAGUUCAUUGCCCGUCUUGUGCCAACGAGAAGAUACAUAAUCACGUGCCCCGCCUUAUCUGAAUAUUUCGCUCCUACGCAGGACUUCCGACAACCCCGAUGCAGCAAUCGUUCGGACUAGACAGUUUGCCAUCGAGACUCAGCUACCAUAUUAAUGGCACUUUCAUUUCUUCCUAGUAUUAGCUCCGAAAGUUCUUCCUCUUUCUGAAAAUCCAAACCACAAUUAAUAACUAUCAUGUCUAAAACUACUGUUGCCGAGGUCGAAGCUUCCAAUCCUAACCAAUUGCCUGGUGACAUUGAUACCACCGACAGUAACCUCAGAUACGCUGCCUACGCCAACCGUUUCCGUACAAUUUUGCUCGCUUCACAGCGUUAUGUUGCCUAUACGUCCGAUAUUGGUGAGCUGUUCCGUCCUGUGGCUCAUCCGGCCAUGGUCAAAGCCGGUUACGGGAUCUCGUGGAUGUACAUCCUCGGUGACGUGUCCUACGAAACGUGGAAGGCAAAGAUGAGACAGGAGGGCCGCUAUGUUCCUGGUUUGAAGCCAUGGGAUAAGUUACCCGAAGCUAAUUUGAAGGCGGCGGCUAUUUCCAAGGAAAGUGAGCGUGAUUGGAGGCUUGUGGGUUUGCAGCGUGGUAUUUUCCAGAGCAUUGCAUCCAUGGGUUUACCGGCUUUCACAAUCCACUCCUCCGUCAGAUACUCGUCAAUUCUCUUUAAAAACUCCGCAAGCAAGCUGUUGAAAACCUACGGGCCGGUUGGUGUGGGUUUAGCCGUUGUUCCAUUGUUGCCUUACUUGUUUGAUGAGCCAGUGGAGCACAUUGUCGAGUAUGUGUUUGACAAGGGUGAGGAGUUGUACACAGGUAAGACCCACAAGAAAUUUGAAUAAAGUGACAAGUUACAGUGUUUAUAUAUGGCCACUUUGAAAUUUUGCUCAGAAAUAGAUUUGUUUUUGCUGAAGGGCUGUAGUGGUUCUGGUUGGUUCAUAGGCAUGGUGUGACCAGUAUUACAUCUCUUGAAAAUAAACAUACAUCCCAGUUAUGGAU
Babjeviella inositovora NRRL Y-12698 is the source of this 1089-nucleotide messenger RNA. RefSeq lists its product as uncharacterized. Bases 285 to 932 code for a protein of 215 amino acids. The transcript has a single exon. Lineage: Eukaryota; Fungi; Ascomycota; Pichiomycetes; Serinales. Gene Ontology annotation, cellular component: mitochondrion. Gene Ontology annotation, biological process: mitochondrial fission. The record is from RefSeq and is a predicted model, not a curated record.